UCUAUAGUAAUCUUUUGGGCUUUGGCGUUUAUAGUUUUUUUUAAUUCGAGGGAAUUUGGAUUAAAUUCUUUAUGCUAAUUUAUAGAAGUAUGUUACAUUUUGCAUUUUUUUUAUAAUCGCGCUUUGCCUUUUUAGUUUUGAGUAAGUGGUGACUGGCGUAUAUUGCCGGAGUGUUGUUCGUGCGAAAACUUUAGUAUCAUAAGUUGUCUUGUUUUUUACGCACGCCCACUGUCGUACCUGAAUGGUGUUGUUAAUAGUGAUGAUACAGCUGUUAAGUUGAUCUAAACAUGUCACUACAGAAGAGUUUGAAAAGUGUUAGUGGUGAGCAAGAUACAACAUCAAUAUGCUCUUCUGUCACAACGCAACCAGAUAGACAUGGAUUCUUUGGUGGUGCCCAAUAUAGUCCAGAACCAAAGAGGACUGUUUCGCCGAGUACAAUAUUGAAGCGAGAACAGAAAUGGCUACGCAUGCUUAACAACUGGGAGGCUUUUAUGAGCAAAAACUACAAGAAAGUCCGAGAGAGGUGUCGGAAAGGUAUUCCGGCAUCAGUCCGCCCUAAAGCUUGGCUAUACCUCUGCGGAGGUCAGUUACUGCUGGAAAAACAUCCGAACGAAUACGAAGAACUCCUCCAGGCGCCUGGGGACCCCAAGUGCAUGGAGGAUAUUAGGAAAGACCUGCACCGACAAUUCCCUUACCACGAGAUGUUUAUACGGGAAGAGGGGCAUGGUCAGCAAGAGUUAUUCUCAGUACUGAAGGCGUAUUCAGUAUUAAACCCUAAAGUGGGCUACUUCCAAGCGCAGGCGCCGGUGGCCGCGUUUCUUCUGAUGCAUAUGCCCUCCGUCCAGGCCUUCUGGUGCCUGGUCAGCAUUAGUGACAAAUACCUUAGUGGAUAUUAUAAUCCUGGCUUGGAGGUGCUCCAACGUGAUGGUGAUAUACUCCACGCAUUACUCCGCCGUACAGCACCGGCUGUCCACCGACACUUGGUGAAACAUCGCGUGGAACCAGUUCUUUACGCAACAGAAUGGUUUCUUUGCGCUCUGACGCGCACAUUGCCAUGGGACAGUUUGCUACGUGUGUGGGACUGCUUUUUGUGCGAGGGCGUUAAGGUCCUGUUCAAAGCAUCACUAGUGGUCCUAGCAGGAGCCCUAGGCCCCGCAAAGGUCAGAAAACGAGCGAACGGCCUUUGCGAGACUCUGGAAGUACUUCGUCACCCCCCGGACAGCGUACUUGGGGAGGAAUACCUCAUGUACCACAUGCAAAGGCUUAACCUGACUGAGGAAGACUUUGAGUUCGAGCACCAAAGGCAGACCGCGCGUCGCCGGGCCAUGGCUAAUAGAAGUGGUAGCUGAUUCAGCGAGUGUUCCUACAAGCGUUAUUCGAAGAAUAACGCCAGGGACAUCUUUCAUACACUGUAAGGUGCUUGGACUGUGUGAUAGUGCGUGGGAGGACCAAAUCGAAUUGACUUGUAUAUAUGAAGUUUUGUAUUAUUAUCUAUGGUUACGUCUGUCAGGACUAUGCUCUAUGGUCGGAAUGAUUCCGAUGUGAAAAAAAAUAUAAUCAUAUAUAUUUAUAUAUAUCACGUAAUCUCAAGCUUUCGAGAUUUCGAAUUUACAUUUUUCUAUAUAUUUUCUUACGCUUUUCGUAUAUUAACUUUCGGAAUUAUUUUUCAAUUAAUGUUCUAUUCCAUAUUUCUUACAUUUGUAUAUUUCGUACAAAACAUCACUUUCAUUAGUUUUUAUUUGAAUCACCACACUGUUACAAAUGAAAUGUUAUUAAAAUAAAUUACAAAUGAUUUUAAUAAUACAUAGUAUUUUUUUAUUAUUUCUAAUGUGUGGUAAUUGUUUAAAUGUAUUAUUUAGUACGGUAUGCCUCAUUCAAAGUAUUAACUGUUAGAUUAAUUUGCAAAAUAGCACAUAUAACGUAACCUCGUCUUGAACUAAAUGCGGAUUUUUCAUUAGCGUCUGUUAAGUUCAUACAGGAGUCGAGUUAUCACUGCCUGACACAUUCCUAUUUUUUUUUAAUCUGGUUUAAGAUGUGCUGUUUUGGCAUUAACUUAUAGUGUACACAAUUUUUAAUUUAUGAUGUAGCUAUAUUAGUUUAACGGAAUCAUAUCGAUUUUGUAUUGUAUUAAAAUUUUAUGAUUGUAAUAUUCGUGAUUAAUCAACAAUUAUUUCCAAGUGAACGUUUCUGCGUGACACGUUUUCUUUGUGAAUUUUUGUAUUGGCAACACUUCCAUUGUCAAGUAAGUGUAAAUUAUAAUAAAAUGUGAUAAGUCGUUAUUUGAUUACAUAUCCAAUAUAGGUGUUUGCAAGGGUAUUUUGUGUAUGACUUUGAAACAUCCUGUAUAACCAUUAUUUUGUCAUAUUAGUCGUAAGUGUUGAUAUAAAAAUAUAGGUAUAUGAAAGUACAAUUAGGCUAAUGUUUGUGUUAAUGGGUGAAACAAUAUUAAAUUAUGGUUGCAGAGAUUCUAUUUAAAUAUAUACUUUGAAUAGUUUAUUUUAGAAUUGGAUACACUAAUAUUCGUCAUUGAUAAAAAUUAUACUUUUGAUAUGCAUAAGUUUCGCUAUAAAACAACGUUUUUACCCUGACUUUGUCUAGCUAGUCUUUAGUUUCUACUUUUGACCAACUUUUUUUCACCAUAACUAUAGUUUCACCCGUUUACAUACAUUCUGUAAUAAUCUAUGGAAAGGGAUUUCGAUUCGCAAUAUGCUUUUUUGUCUGUAUAUUUUAGUGAUUUUGAGUAUCAUUUAAAAUAAUUUGCACAAAAAUAACUAAAAUACAAUGUUGUGUUCUUAGAUAUAUGCAUGGAAGGAUGGAUUUCUUUUCAUAUCUUCAUAUGAUAUGAUUUUGGAAAUCUUUAAGUGUUAAAUGUUGAAUGAAAUUUUUACA
This is a messenger RNA of Pieris brassicae (large cabbage white), 2889 nucleotides long. It is a transcript of the gene wkd, whose product is annotated as TBC1 domain family member whacked. The transcript is spliced from 7 exons. Bases 288 to 1349 code for a protein of 353 amino acids. NCBI's taxonomy places the organism in Eukaryota, Metazoa, Arthropoda, Insecta, Lepidoptera, Pieridae. The record is from RefSeq and is a predicted model, not a curated record.